AUGGGAGCCAACACCAGCCAGGUCAGUGAGCUGUCUGAUAACUCCAGCCUCAGGUCACUGGUGGGCACCGAGUCCAUAUCAGAGAAUGACCCCUUCUGGAAUCAGCUCAUCUCUUUCACAUUUAUCAGCCCAACCAGCAGCGGAGAGUCCAAGUUACUGGAAGAGGCUGUUAUUCCCUUGGCCAAGAAACUCAUUGAAAAUAAUCCCAGAACGGGGAAUUUUGGUGCCCUUGUAAAAGUUUUUCUGGGAAGAACAAAAGAGCUGAAAAUCUCGACAGAAUGCCAAGAUCAGUUGUUCAUCUGGCAGGCUCACAAUGCUCUCCUCAUGAUUCGCUGCCUCCUCAAGGUGUUCAUCAGAGAGAUGAGUGAAGAAGAGCUGCACCAGCAGUUCUCUUACCAGGAGAGGGCACCAGGCUACUGUGGAGCAGAGACGGAGAGUGAGGACCUCCUCGAGGAGCUAUUGUCCAACCUUGUACAUCUGAUUGUUGAAGUUCCCCUGCUAGACAUCACCUACAGCAUCCUGUUUGAAGCUGUGACCACGUUACUGGUAUUCUUCUCCUAUCAACUCUUCCACAAAGACAUUCUUCGGGAUGGAUUAAUUUAUCAGCACAUCCUAAAGGGACGAUGUCUGUGUUUGACCAGUCGAUUAGUGAAGACCCUGCUCUACAACUUCAUCCGGCAGGAGAAGUGCCCUCCACCUGCAACUCACAUUUUUGAGCCCAAAGCUGAAGGUGGCCUGCUUUAUGGUCUGGCAUCCGGGGUGGCAAGCGGACUUUGGAGUGUCUUCACAUUGGGUGGAGUGGGCAGUAAAGCUGGGAUAGACCAGGAACACAACCCCUUACCUUUAUCCAGCCAGAGCCUUCUGUUACUGCUGGUGCUGGCCAAUCUGACAGAUGGGCCCGAUUGGCCCAAUCCUUACCGCCAGGCUAUCACUUGCUUCAGAAACACACAAGACACAUCGUCCCUGCCUGCGGAGCACCCUCACACUUUCCAGAUCAAUUUCAACAGUCUGUACACGGCUCUGUGUGAACAGCAGCGCUCUGACCAAGCCACGCUACUACUGUACACCCUGCUGCACCAGAAUGCCAACAUGAGGACAUACAUGCUGUCAAGAACUGACAUGGACAAUCUGGUGAUGCCCAUCCUUGAAAUCCUUUACCAUGUAGAGGAAAGAAACUCUCAUCAUGUCUACAUGGCCCUCAUUAUUCUCCUCAUCCUUACAGAGGAUGAUGCCUUCAACCGAUCCAUCCAUGAGGUGGUCUUGAAGAACAUCACAUGGUACACAGAGAGGUCGUUGACAGAGAUUUCUCUUGGCAGUUUGCUCAUCCUGGUGGUCAUCCGCACCAUCCAGUUCAACAUGACACGGACAAGAGAUAAGUACCUACACACCAACUGUCUGGCCGCGCUUGCCAACAUGUCAGCCCAGUUUCGAUGUCUCCACCAGUAUGCUGCCCAGCGCAUCAUCAGUUUAUUUGCUUUGCUUUCCAAAAAGCACAACAAGGUUUUGGAGCAGGCAACACACUCUCUGAGAGGCAGACAGGGAGACAACACAGCCCUGCCAGACUAUGCCCAGGACCUGAAUGUUAUUGAGGAGGUGAUCCGCAUGAUGCUGGAAAUCAUCAACUCUUGCCUGUGCAACUCUUUACACCACAACCCCAACCUGGUGUACGCGCUGCUCUACAAGAGAGAGCUCUUUGAGCAGUUCAGGACGCACCCAUCCUUCCAGGACAUCAUGCAGAACCUCGACACGGUUAUUGGAUUCUUCAGUCAGCGUCUGGAGCAGGCUGGAAGUGACCUGUCAGUUGAGAGAGUUCAAGAGGUCAUCAUGAAAGGAGCCCAAGCCUUGCCUAAAGACCGACUGAAGAAGUUCCCAGAGCUCAAGUUUAAGUAUGUGGAGGAGGACCAGCCGGAGGACUUCUUCAUCCCGUACGUGUGGUCCCUUGUUUUCAACUCGGGGGUCGGCCUCUACUGGAACCCGCAAGGCAUCGAGUUGUUCAGCAUGGACUCGGGCUGA
Menidia menidia (Atlantic silverside) is the source of this 2013-nucleotide messenger RNA. The record is from the annotation of a GenBank genome assembly. NCBI's taxonomy places the organism in Eukaryota, Metazoa, Chordata, Actinopteri, Atheriniformes, Atherinopsidae.